This is a messenger RNA of Stegastes partitus (bicolor damselfish), 4985 nucleotides long. RefSeq names its product leucine rich repeat and sterile alpha motif containing 1 (gene lrsam1). Gene Ontology annotation, molecular function: protein binding. Bases 243 to 2444 code for a protein of 733 amino acids. The record is from RefSeq and is a predicted model, not a curated record. Gene Ontology annotation, cellular component: cytoplasm. The transcript has 25 exons. NCBI's taxonomy places the organism in Eukaryota, Metazoa, Chordata, Actinopteri, Pomacentridae.
GGGUAUCACUGGGUAUAUUAUAGACUCAUAUCGCCGUAGACGCCUGACUCGGUAAAUUAGAACACCUCGGAAGUUGCCCUUUAAACGUUUUAGGAGAGAAGCGCUGAAACAACCAGCAGCAGACUGCAGUGUGGUCGGUGUCUUCCAACGUGUUCAUCAGGCCUCUGGAGUGUCUUGUUGCAGUGGAGGUCGAUUAGGGAAACGCAGCAUUCAGACGGACAGCAGGACAGGCAGCACUCAGGAUGCCUCUGUUCUUCAGGAAGAGGAAGCCCAGUGAGGACUCCCAGAAGAGACUGGAGUAUCAACUGUGCCGGUCUAAGGAAGCAGGUGCUGAUGACAUCCUGGACAUCUCAGCUUGUGAGCUCUCAGAGGUCCCCUCGAGUGCCUUUUCCAUUUGUAAGGUGCUGCAGAAGAAGGUUCUUAUCCUCCAUAACAAUGAGCUGAAGAAUCUGGUGCCCAAAGGGUGUGACAUCAGCUCACUCUCCACUCUAAAGGUUUUGGAUCUGCAUGAGAACAAGCUCACUUCUCUCCCAGAGGACAUUGGGAAGCUGGUGGCACUGCAGAUUCUUAACGUUGAGAAGAACCGCCUGAAGACCCUGCCAGAGUCCAUCGGGAAUCUGCAGCUCCUGCAGACACUCAAUUUGAAGGGAAACAGUCUCAGUGAGCUGCCGUCCUCAGUUGGUUCUUUGAACAGCCUGCGCACCCUGGACGUGAGUGACAACAACAUAGUGCAGCUUCCCAAAGCUCUGGCUUACAUCCGCACGUUAGAGAGCUUUACUCUUGAUGCUGCCAUGAUGUCCUACCCGCCUGCAUCUGUGUGUGCAGAAGGAACAGAGAGCAUCCAACGCUUCCUUUGCACUGAGCUGGGAGAAGAAUACUGCCCGCCAUCCCAGUAUCUCCUGCCAGUGCUGGAGAGCGACUGUUGCAAACAGAGCUCUGACUGUCUGGACGGCUUGGAGGAAGCCUGGCAGAACAAAUUCAGUGACUAUGAGAAGAGAAAGGUGCAAAAGCAGCAGGAAAAGCUGGCCUUGGAGCGUCACCGGGAGGAAAAGCAAAUGGAGCACACCCAGCUUCUACUCAUGAAUACUUCCCACAAAGAAAACAUCCUCAACUCAGUCCGACAGGAGCAGGAGCGUGUGGAGCUGGGGCUCAGUCAGCAGCAGAGGGCUCAGGAGGCCGAGAGGCUACUGGUGCUGGAGAAGGUCAAGCAAGCUGAAAACAACAUCAGCAGUCGCAUCAGCAGCAUGCUGAUGGACAACAACAGGCAGAAAAAGAGUGCAGAGUUUCUCCAGUCAUUGGAGGAAGAUCGGAUCCGUAUGGAGCAUCUGACUGCCAUCACACAAGAAGAAGCCAAUUCACUGAGGAAGAGGGAAGUGGCAGCGGCCAUGCAGAAGAUGCUGUCAGACGGCUGUGCUAUGAGCCUCCUCCAAGAGGCCAGUGAUUGUCGCAGAAGGAGCCUGGUCUCUGAGGCCUACAGGAGUAUGGAGAAUUUGGACAGGAAGUUUGACAAGAUGCUGUCCCUCCAAGUGUUGGACAAAUCUAAAGCCAUUGCCCACAUCUUACAGGAGGAGGAGAUGCAGAAAGCAGCAUUCCAGGCCCUGCAGCUGCAGAAAGAUGCUGUACAUGGCUACAUCCGUAACCAGAUCAAGCUCAUAGAGGGUGAAUUAAUGCAGCUGACUAAACUGGAGAUUAAAAGACGCAAUCUGGAUGCUGAGAACCUGCAGGAGGUUCUAGUGGAUCAGCGCACAGCCCUCAGUGACCUAUUACAGCAGUUGCUGAAGCAGAGGGACCAGAGAGAGCAGGAGCUGCGGCAGGUUCUGGCGGAGAUGGAACGGAAGUCUGAGUCCAACCAACAGAACUACUGGAUGAUACAGUACCAGAGACUGUUGGAUGCUAAGCCUCUGUCACUACGCAUGCAGGAAGCAGGCGUGGAGAAGGAUUUAGUCAACCUUCUGUGCAGACUGUCGGUGCAGCACUACCUGCCCAUUCUGGCCCAUAAUCGAGUGACGACUGAGGCACUUCGCCACAUGAAGGCCUCUGACCUCAAAAAGCUUGGCAUUAUUGAGGUAGGAAUACAGAAAGCUCUGCUGAACUGGGCCCGGGAACGCCUACCUGAAGCGGGAGCUUGUAAGGCUGUCGAGCUGGAGGAGGAAGCAGAAGCAGCAGCUCCCUCCCCGUCCGCCCCGUCUCUUCCUUCCACCACCUCAAACAUCCAGAUGCCCAGCCCGCCGCUCACCCCAGGGACUCCCGUCACUCCCUCUGCACCCACUCCUGUGGAGGGACCAGGAAGCUCUGAGUGUGUGGUCUGCAUGGAGACUGGGUCUCAGGUCAUCUUCCUGCCAUGCGGUCAUGUAUGCUGUUGUCAGGUCUGCAGCGAGGCGCUGCAGAACUGCCCUCUGUGCCGCAGCAACAUAUCCCAACGCAUACGCCUCUACCACAACUAGAGGCACCACUGUGCUCCUCCUUCACUGACCACUUUCUCUAUUUAUGCAUGAUCAUAAAGCUGCUGUGAGAAAACUUUGUCAUGUAUAAAAAAAAAGCUUAUAGCAGGUUUUUCAAGCGCUGAGCCACUUUCCUGUAUUAACCAAACAGUACUUUGUGAUGUAAAUGCAGCAACAACUUUGAGUAAUAAUCUUUUUAAUCGUGUUGUGUUUCUAGUUGUCUAUAAUGUACAAGCCUGGUUUUUUUUUGUGGUUCUUUUUUUUUUAUUUUUAUCAUUUUAUUUGUAUUAUAUAUUAAGAGCCAAGUGGAUGCCACUACUCACUGGUUGAAGACCAACUGUUCUUUGCCUUAGCAUACCUUCUCAAUUGAUGUGUGCCUUUUUCUGGAAAUCUCUUUUUUUAAACAAUCCAAUUUGUCUUAGUUGUCAUCCAAAAAUCACACAAGUCCAACAUUUAUAUAAGUUAUCAAAAUAUAAUCUAUUGGUUGUUGCUUUUUGCUGCCGUUGUUGGUUGCUAUCACUAAUGCAAUCUCAUGCUGUUGCACUUCAAUCCAUUUCUUAAAUUGUUGUGCCCGCACUGUCCGUGGCUUCUUUCGCUUGCAGUCCAGGUCCGUCUGGGCCUGAUGGCAUCACUUAUCUAGCUUUUAUAUGAGUAAAUUAUAUACCAAUGCAUAUCAAGACCAUUUGGGAGGAAACCAAAUUCUGAAACCAGGUGCUGGACCCCUAUUUUAUUCCUCAGUUUAUCACAGUCUGGUAAUCUGAAACAGAAAGAAAUGUUUUCAUUUGCACCAUGAAAGCACGAUGUCAGUUGAUGUAAUGAACGUCAGAAAGGUGAGCUCCAACAAUUCUUACCUUUGAGUUUUAGCUCUUCUCAGACUCAUGUCGCUUGUAGCUUUUUUAACAGACAAGAUGUAAAAAUCUUUUUCUUUUUUUUUUUUUUUUUUACAGUUAAGCCCUAAUCUCCCAGGUAUACCUCAAACUAUUUGUCUUUAAUAAUGGUCUGGUGUCAUACUGUCAACAAUGAUGCAAAGUUUUGCUUUUAUCAAAUGAUCCUGGAUGGAAAUUCUAAGUGGCAGUGUUGUAAUUUCCAAUUUGACCUGGUGGAGGCAGUGUUGUUCCACUGUUCUAAUGGCUAAACUCAGACUUACUCUCACAGUAGCAUGAUGGAGCUGCAGCUAGUUAUGAGUUUAGCUCAGAGCAACAUUUGCUUUCCUAUUGAAAAGUUUUGAUGACACCAGCUCUGCAGACAAAGUUGUACCUGAGAAAUUAGUUUUUGCACAAAUCUCCAAUCUUAAACCACGUCAUUUAAAAGCUGAAUCGGAGCAUGGCAGUGACAGAGCCAUUCAGAACACAUAUCAGACAAUCACAGCAAUCAAAAUAUGUCCAGUAAGUGUCCCAAGAGAGUUUUAUAUUGACAGAAUCUUAUAGUUCCCUCAUCUGCCUCAGCCCUGCUCCUACUGUGCGUACAGACAAGUUGUUUGUCAGGAAAACGUUGGCCUUUGGCUGCUGGGCCUCGGCUGCAUGAAAAGGAAAGCACGACUUUCAAAGGCUGAUGGAGGAUGUAAAAGACUUCAGUUUGCUUUGAAUCAGAGCCCCCUUGGCUGAAAACCUCACACAAAACCAGUGGAGAUGGGUGUGCUUUGUGCAACAUCCAGGCUGCAGUAACCCCUGUCAUGAAACUGAUCAGUGAUUACUGUGCUGACUGAUUUUAGAUUGGUAGGUGUACGAGAACUUUCAGAAGGUUGUGUGAAAGAUAAGACAGUAGAUACAUGAAAUAAUGCAUGUAAAAUGUUUUAAAAGGAUUCUAACAUCUGCAACUAACUGGGAAGUUUCAUAAAUGAUGAGCAUAUUUUUGUGUAUUUGUUGUUGUUCAUACUAUGCACUGUGCGUUUGAUUGUUUGAGAUGUUAUUUAGUGGCAUUAUGGGAAAUAUAGCGGUUUUUAGAACUUGACUCAUAUGAGGGACUAAAGGUAACAAUAUCUGCUGCCACUAUUUAGACACUUUUCUCGUUUCCUUGUGACUCCAUCUUUAUGAAAGUGCAAUACUAAAUUGGUGAAGUAGCUCUUUGAACUCCACAAAGAGCCUAUUUCAGGUUUGAUAACAAAGCAGGACCCACAUUAUUCUGUCAUUACAGCAAACAUUGUGCUUUAGUGGUGCACGAAUUCCUUCAUCUCUAGACGAAAUCACAACUAGUCAGAUGACCACAAGCUAUUUGCUAGAUGGUCCCACUAGGGGUCCCUGGAUGAUGGUCCAGCCUUGAACAUCUCCUGAGUCUCUUGUCCACUUGUUUCUGACAUAUCAUUAGAUCCCACUCUCUUUGAGUUGCUGUAUACUGUACGUUAUAUAUGUGUGACCUAACAACACAUCACCUGUCUGUAGCAUUACUAAUGCUGUUCUAGUCUACCAAGUGCUCUUAACUUUUCAGCAUGUUUCAGGAAAUAUCUUUACUAACUGUAAACGAGGCAGUUCGACGACGUGUGUAAGAGAUUUCACUUCACUGUAAAGCUGACAUCUCAUGUCAUCAGAUUAAAUGAGAUAAAAUACA